UCUGUUGUUUGACCGCUUUACACAAUCUCUCUGAACUGAAUCUCUCACUCCCUCCAUCCCUCUCUGCUUAUGUUACUGUAUGCUGUUGUAUUUUAUACUGUCCAACUGACAGGUUUGAAACUUUGUUUCACUUUUUGAAUUUUUGGCUAGACUGUUUAAGGACAACAUUGUCAUCUGUGGUUACUGGUCCAAUAUUUACAUUACGACAGACAAGUAUUGAACUUGUUGGAACUAUGGGAAAUUCCUUUUGCAAGCGAAGUAUUCUCAGAAAAAAGAAACCUCAAGAAGGAGAUAUUGGUAAUCAGAAUGACACAGCCAGAAAUACAGAGACAUCACAUACAGAAGACAUCCUCUAUGCCUCCAUUAACCACAGUAAUGUCAAAGAAGAAAAGCCUUUGAGAGACUUUGAGGAUAAUGAUUGUGAUUAUGCUGUUGUAAAGAUUCCUGGUGCAUUGACAAACCCGACCAAACACAAAGACACUGACGACUGUUCAGAUGAUUAUGUGCUCAUGGGCUGAGCAUUGCACUACUGAUGUGGCGGAAAUCAGCAAAUCUACUGGAAUGGACAACCUGAGAUACCUACAUGCAACCUUAAGGCCUGUUUACUUUGUAAAUUAUAUUAAUGAUCUUAAGUGUUUUUUUUUGUUUGUUGUUUUUUUUCAUUUCUUUCUAAGGUCAGGGUUUUUUUCCCCUUCAAAGUUUUGUCACUGCUUUUACAGUAUGGAGCUAUAUAAAAAAUCUAAACAAAGUUUUUAACUUUUGAUGCA
Xyrauchen texanus (razorback sucker) is the source of this 767-nucleotide messenger RNA. RefSeq lists its product as uncharacterized. NCBI's taxonomy places the organism in Eukaryota, Metazoa, Chordata, Actinopteri, Cypriniformes, Catostomidae. The record is from RefSeq and is a predicted model, not a curated record. The transcript has 4 exons. Bases 234 to 518 code for a protein of 94 amino acids.